This is a messenger RNA of Pomacea canaliculata, 1654 nucleotides long. Its product is annotated as PITH domain-containing protein 1-like. The record is from RefSeq and is a predicted model, not a curated record. Gene Ontology annotation, cellular component: nucleus. The transcript has 7 exons. Lineage: Eukaryota; Metazoa; Mollusca; Gastropoda; Architaenioglossa; Ampullariidae. Bases 452 to 1081 code for a protein of 209 amino acids.
GUCGUGUCAAAGGUCAUGCCUGCAAAUGUCACGGCGAGGCUUUCCCAUCAUGACGUAAUGCAGGCGUCUACCGGGGUGCAUCCUGUCGGCACCGCGCCUGCCCAAGACUUUGUGUAUCCAUACACGUGUUGCCAAACACCGGCACCGCGCGCAGACCAGCGGGACGCCAUGUUUACCCAGUUACCCUCCGCUCGUGUCAAGAGCCGCUCCUGGGGCCGGCGAGCCGUGGCACUGGGCAAGAAAUGUGGGCGAUGAGGUUCAUGAAAGACAUUUCAUGCUCUUGUAGAAAUGUGGCGGGCCCCUAAGGUACCACGCAGGCUGCAGGCAGCGAGUCGCCGGGUACAUGGUCAAAGAGGCAGAGAGGCAGGAACUCGCUUGAAGUCGCGUUUAUCGCCCUUCGUCCAUUGACGUUUAGGCUUGCAUUUCUUGUAAAUAAAGCUUCACAUUUGAGAUGUCACAUGGUCACUGCCAUUCUUGUGGUGAAGGAAACCACAGUCACAGUCACGAUGAUCCAGAACUUGGUGUUCAGUACAUGCUGUACCAGAAGAUUGACCUCCAGAGAGUUCAGUGCUACAAUGAAGCAGUAGAAGGAUCUGGCCAAACAGUCUUCAAACCCUGGGAUGAGAGAAAGGACAGAAGCAAGUAUGUUGAAAGUGAUACUGAUGAAGAACUUCUGUUCAACAUUCCGUUCACAGGAAGUGUCAAGCUUAAGGGCAUCAUUAUCAUUGGAGGUGAAGACAACUCACACCCUUCCAAAGUGCGAAUGUUCAAGAACAGACCUACCAUGACCUUUGAUGACACUGCCUUAGAGGCUGAACAAGAGUUUAACCUUCACCCUGAUCCUGAUGGUGUUUUAGAAUACAGUGUGAAAGUAGCAAGGUUCAACAAUGUGAACAGUUUAUCAUUACAUUUCCCAGCCAACUUUGGGGAUGAUAUCACAAAGAUUUACUACAUCGGCCUAAAAGGUGAUUUCACACAGGUAAACAGACAAGAAGUCGUUAUCUGCAAUUAUGAGGCUAAACCCAACCCUGCGGAUCACAAGAGUUCCUCUGUAGAUUCUGUGCAUCAUUUCAUUUCAUGACAUGAUAAGUUGACAUCCCAGCAUCUGAAGUCAGGCGUGUCUCAUUAGCGUAAGACUCCUUCAUAUCUGCGUCCAAGUUUGCUGUAAUUACAGGCAGUUAGCAAAGUGUCACAUUACUUUUCUCUACACCUGCAUUCAGAAGUUUUAGGGUUUUUUAAAACUAGUUUAUGCCUUUUAAGUUCUUCUGAAAGGUUACAUGAUGCCAAGAUUUUUCUAUGUUGUGUGUAUUUCAUAGCAUGAAAAAAGCAUGUUAAUAAAUAAUUCUCUGAACACAAAACUAGCUGAAAGAUGGUGUUUUGUGAAUGUUAAGUUCCUUAUUGGCCAAGAGGAUUUGAUCAGCCAAAGAAAAAGCUCUUGUGGCAUGACAGUAUGUCAACUUAAGUUCUUGAUUAACAGUUACAAAUAUUUGAGUGAAAAAACUGAAAUGCAUAUCGAUAUUAAGUUGUGCAACAGCUGACGAUAAAUAUUGUGUUGAUCUGAUCUCUAAAUUGUAUGCAUGCAUGCAUUUCAUGUCCUCUCUGAUUCAGUAAGAAAUUAUCAUGAGAAACUAAAGAUUGUCAGUUGACGUUUUUA